Messenger RNA from Rhizophagus irregularis DAOM 181602=DAOM 197198, 926 nucleotides. The record is from RefSeq and is a predicted model, not a curated record. NCBI's taxonomy places the organism in Eukaryota, Fungi, Glomeromycota, Glomeromycetes, Glomerales, Glomeraceae.
ACCAGGAGAAACAAUAAAUUUAAAGCUUGGUGGUGAUAGACGAAAUGUGGGACGUAAACAGAAUCAUGUAAUGAUAACUGUUUGCUUAUUAAAUGAAAAGGAUGAAGUACUAAAACCAGAUCAUCAAUAUUGGUAAAGAAAAAUAUGAAACAUUAGCCAAAGUUGGACAUCUAUUUGAAUACCAGCUUUGGGAUCUUAAAGAAAAUGGAAUAUACGAUGAUAAUGGUAUACAUUGGCCAAUUGAAUUUUUUUUCUCUGGUGAUUGGAAGUUUAUGUAUAAUAUAAUGGGUUUAAAUGCCCCAAACGCAAAAUACUUUUGUUUAUAUUGUAAUUGUGAAACUGGUGAACGUUGGAAUAUGGAUUUACAAUGGCCAAUUAAUGAAAAUACUAAAUGUAAAAAAAAACCUGCGUUAUUCCCUGCUAUUAAGCAAGAAAAUUACAUUCCAGAUGAGUUACAUUUGUUAUUACGUAUUUCUGAUGUACUAAUGGAGUGUUUUUUUAAUGAUUUAUUCAAAAAAAAAGAAUUUGAACAACAAAUUAAAAGUCAAAUUGAGCAAACCAUGAAAACUAUUAAAGUCCAUUUCGAAUUUUUUAAAUCAAAAUCACAUGGACAACGUGGUGAAGAUAUUGAAAAACUUUGGCGUGAUUUUUAUGGAUUAUAUGUUGUCUUAAGAAAGCCAUUUUUAACAAAUUCUGAAAUUGAUGACUUUGAAAUUAAGAAUUUCUACGAAAUCUAAAAGAAAAAAAUUUGUCAUUACGAAUUUUUUCCACUUCAAGUAUUGAGAAAAAAAACCACAAUCAGAACUACUAUGGGUGGCGAAAUUAAAGGGAAGUCUGUAGUACAUGACAUAAUGGAAUUUGAAAACUGUCAAUUGUAUUAUUUGAUUAAUAAUACUCCACAAGAAAUUCAGAUGCGGAAUAUUAAU